Messenger RNA from Talaromyces stipitatus ATCC 10500, 1976 nucleotides. RefSeq lists its product as uncharacterized. The record is from RefSeq and is a predicted model, not a curated record. The coding region runs from base 27 to 1976 and encodes 649 amino acids. The transcript has 2 exons. NCBI's taxonomy places the organism in Eukaryota, Fungi, Ascomycota, Eurotiomycetes, Eurotiales, Trichocomaceae. Gene Ontology annotation, molecular function: FAD binding; oxidoreductase activity.
CGGUCGUUUUACCUAGAUCCUCUCCGAUGGCAUCCUUUCUCCACAUCGGCAGCGCUCUGCUGCUUGGAGCUGCCCUUGUCAAUGGGCAGACUUCAGCAACUACGGCUACCACUACCUCACUCGCACCGGCUCAACAGACAGUAUCAGCAGACUCUGAUUCUGGCGUGCCUCUCAACACUGCCGAAACUGUUCAAUUGACCACUGAAGUUCUACAGAAUUUGACCAGCCAGUUAAACCAGACUACUGUUUCGUACUUUGACUUUGGCAAUGCUACUGCUGCUACCAAGCGAUCCACAACCGGAUGCAAAGUCUUCCCGGGAGAUUGGGCAUGGCCUAUAGAUUUUAUUUGGGAUAUCUUCGACCUGUUGCUCGGUGGACGCCUCAUAAAAACGGUUCCGUCUGCUUCAUCGUGCUACCCCGGUUGGGGUGACCAGAGCGCCGCUGAAUGCGCUUACGUCGCCUCUGUAUGGAAUGAUUCCCACUUCCAUAUGGAAGAUCCUACAUCUGUCAUGUGGCCUCUUUACCAGGGUCGCACAUGCUUGCCCACUGGCUCGAACGUCACCGCUACCUGUACUCUGGGUGGUUAUCCAUCAUACGCUGUCAAUGUCUCAAAUGUAGCUCAGAUUCAGCUCGCAGUCAACUUUGCACGCAACCUCAAUAUCCGCCUAGUCGUCAAGAACACUGGUCACGACUUCAGCGGCAAGUCCGCCGGUGCUGGUGCUCUCAGCAUCUGGACUCACCACCUUAAGUCUCUCCGGUAUAUUCCCAGUUACUCGGACAGCACCUACUCAGGCCCCGCUGUCAAGAUGGGAGCUGGUAUCCAAGCACAAGAGGUUUAUGAAUUCGCCCAUGCCAACGGUAUUACCGUCAUCGGUGGUGAGGGUAAGACCGUCGGCGUUGCCGGUGGAUACAUCCUUGGUGGUGGCCACUCGCCUCUUGGCAGCAUCUACGGUCUUGCCGCCGAUCAGGUCCUUGCUCUUGAGGUCGUUCUUCCUGAUGGCACGUUCACCACCGUAACUGCUGCUACUAACCCCGAUCUUUUCUGGGCCCUCCGUGGCGGCGGUGGUUCCACCUUCGGCAUCGUCACCUCUCUUGUUGUUAAGGCUUACCCCAAGAUUGGUGUCACUGUCGGCUCUAUCACCUUCGGCACCUCGAAUGUUAUCAGUGCUGAUACCUUCUUCGAGGCUUUGAAGACAUACUACUCAUACUUUGACGCCUUCACUGCCGCAGGUACCUAUGUCUACUUCUGGGUUUUCCCUCUCGGUAAUGGUCAGUACAUUUUCGAAACCCAUCCCUUCUUCGCUGUCAACCACACCGUGGACCAGUUUAACACUCUCAUUCAACCAUUUGUUGAUGAUUUGAGUGCUCUCGGUAUUUCUGUUACUCCCAGUGGCACCUACUACGACGACUUCUACGAUGCCUGGUUGGCCGGUUUCCCCCUCGAAACUGUUGGCUCUACCACUAUGCUCACUGGAUCUCGCCUCUUCCCCCGCGAGAAUUUUAACAAUGCCACGUUGCUCAACGUCACUAUUGCCGCUCAUCGCCAGACCUUGGAGCAAGGCUACCCUAUCCUAGCCUUCCAGAUGAAGGCAGAUGCUCCAGCAGGAUCUGUGCCCAACGCUGCUAACCCUGCCUUCCGUACCAUGCUCAUGCACGGCAUUACUUCCAUCAGUUGGCCCGCUACCGCAUCAAGUGCUGAGAUCCUCUCUGCCAUGAAUACCAUGACCAAUGAUGUUCUUGGUCCAUGGCGUGCAGUCUCUCCCAACAGCGGCGCCUACAUGUCUGAGUCUGACCUUCUUGAGCCCAAUUUCCAGCAAGCAUUCUAUGGAUCUAACUACGCCCGCUUGUACUCUUUGAAGCAGAAGUAUGACCCAUGCGGUGUACUGUACGCUCCCACAGCCGUCGGUAGCGAGGACUGGACUGUCUCCAGCGCUGACGGAUUGCCUGAUCAAAACGGUCGUCUCUGCCAUGUCUAA